CUCGAUAUUCGCGCUUGCCUCGACCCGGACGUUUCUUCACUGAUAAGUAGCAAGAAGGUAACAUGGUCUUAUGCAGUGUAAUACGGACGGUGUCCAGGUUUGGAAGAUCUGGAAUAACUCCUCGCUGCCGAAGGACGCUGUAUAGCACCGAGAGUAAAGGUCGAUAUUACACGCGAGACCAUGAGUGGGUGACGGUGGACGCAGGAGUUGGCACGGUCGGGAUUUCAAAUUACGCCCAGGAAGCGCUCGGCGAGGUGGUGUUCGUGCAAUUGCCAGAAGUGGGCUCGGCCGUGGCGUCAGGCGACGAAUGCGGAGCUGUGGAGAGCGUGAAGGCGGCCAGUGAGAUCGUCGCGCCAGUCUCAGGGACCAUAGUAGAGAAGAACAGCGCAGUAGAAUCCACGCCCUCGCUGAUCAACAAGUCAUACUUCGAUGAGGGAUGGCUGUUCCGGGUGAAGCUCAGCGCGCCAGACGAGCUAAAACAACUGAUGGAUCAGACUGCGUACGACAAAUUUUUGGAGGAUUCUCACUGAUACUUUUAUUCUUGGACUAAAUGCGAACUUAUAAGGAUUUUCUCUAGUCAACCAAUUUCCACUCGUCAUCAUACUACCUACAUACAUGCAGAAGAUGAUAUCAGUUCCACAACAUAAAACAGUCGUUUGAGCAAUUUUGUAUAUACCAAGUUUAGGAUUCUGUACGUCUCGCCUCCAAGGUAGUCUUACUAUUUUGCGCACCAACUGGUUUUAUCCAAUAUAAUGUUACGAGUACUUCUUCACUUACGCCCGACGCGACGUUAAUAAAUAAUCAAUCAAAAUCCAAAAUCAUCGUAGUGCCAUCCAAAGAGUAGAAAGUCCUCAGAUGGAUGGUGUUAUCUUAUAACAUAAAUAAAUUUAAUCUCUCAUCUGAGGUUGUUAUAUAAAUUUUCUGCUUUGAAUUGCAGACGCAAGGACAGUGAAUCCUGAAUUCGAAUUAGAUUUUAAGGUAAAUGUAGCUGAAAAAGGCUUUGAACCUGACUUAUUCGAUAUCCGUACUUUUGUUUUCCUAGUGACAAAAG
Pararge aegeria (speckled wood butterfly) is the source of this 1051-nucleotide messenger RNA. RefSeq names its product glycine cleavage system H protein-like. The transcript is spliced from 5 exons. Gene Ontology annotation, cellular component: glycine cleavage complex; mitochondrion; cytoplasm. Gene Ontology annotation, biological process: protein lipoylation; glycine decarboxylation via glycine cleavage system. The coding region runs from base 63 to 530 and encodes 155 amino acids. Lineage: Eukaryota; Metazoa; Arthropoda; Insecta; Lepidoptera; Nymphalidae. The record is from RefSeq and is a predicted model, not a curated record.